GAAGCCAGGCGAGAGGGGGAGGGGCCUCGACGAGCCCAGAAAAACGACAACGCGAGAAAAAUUAGUAUUUUUGCACUUCACAAAUUAAUGACCAUGAGCUCGUUUUUGAUAAACUCCAACUACAUCGAGCCCAAGUUCCCUCCCUUCGAGGAGUACGCUCAGCACAGCGGCCUGGGCGGUGGAGACAGCGGCCCGGGCGGGGGCCCCAGCUACCAGCCGCCCCCGGCAUCCACCACCCAGCACCUGCCGCAGCCCCAGCUCCCGCAUGCGGGCACCGGCCGCGAGCCCCCCGCAUCCUACUACGCGUCGCGGGCCGCCCGUGAGCCCUCCUACCCCACGGCCGCCCUCUACCCCGCGCCCGGGCCAGACGCCGCCUACCCCUAUGGCUACAGCGGCGGUGCCAGCCCCGGGCGGCCACCGCAGCCGGAUCAGUCCCCGGCACAUGCCAAAGGCCCUGUACACGGCCUGCACGCGAGCCACGGCCUGCAGCCCGGCCGCCAGCCCCCGCCUCCCCCGCAGCAUCGCGCGGCGCCCCCAGCGCGCUGCGACGCGGCCCCCGCCACCCCCGGCGUCCCGACAGGGGGCAGCGCCCCUGCGUGCCCGCUGCUCUUGGCGGACAAGAGCCCGCCGGGCCUGAAGGGCAAGGAGCCCGUGGUGUACCCCUGGAUGAAGAAGAUCCAUGUCAGCGCCGUCAACCCCAGUUAUAACGGAGGAGAGCCCAAGCGCUCUCGAACCGCCUACACCCGGCAGCAGGUCUUGGAGCUGGAGAAGGAGUUUCAUUUUAACCGCUACCUGACCCGGCGGCGCCGCAUCGAGAUCGCCCACACGCUCUGCUUGUCGGAGCGCCAGGUCAAGAUCUGGUUUCAGAACCGGAGGAUGAAGUGGAAGAAAGAUCACAAACUUCCCAACACCAAGAUGCGUUCUUCCAACCCGUCGUCGUCGGCCUCUGCAGGCCCGCCAGGGAAAUCACAAACUCACAGCCCACACUCCCAUACCCACCCCCUCCCUAGUGCCUCCACACCCAUUCCCUCAUCCAUAUAAUCUAAGGGAGACCUAGAUCUGGUUUUGUCACUCACCUGUCCUCGGCCUCUCCUCUCCUGCUCCUAUCCCCAUUUAUUCUUCCCCAAGUAAACUGUAAGACACCAAAACAAAAUCCAACUUGGUGGAAACCAUAACCAAAAAGAAGACAUUGUCCCUGGUGUGUAUGUGCUGGUUGCCACCCAAAAGAGGAUAACUGUCCUGGAUGCUGUUAGUGGAACAACCUGCUGACCUGAACAGCCUUGCCAGGUUUGGAUACUUGUGAAGGAACCAACACUUGCCAUCACAUACUUUUGAGACAACUGAAGUCAGUUGGAGGGUGCUUGCUGAUUGGGGACUUGUACUUUGUAUUUUGUGGCAAGCAGAAGAAAGCAGGCCCUUUCCUACCCUCCUUACCUCUCCCUCCUCCACUAAGGCAGCUCUCCUGAGCUUUACUGAGUAGACAUUGUGGACCUCACUAGAUUAUUUAAUUCUCAAAAUGUGUAGACCUUGAUGGUAGGUGUGACAUGUUAGUUUCCCCUCCUUGCAUUUAUUUAAGAUAUUGUUGCAGAGAUGUUGUUGUCUUAUUCUGGGGCACAAUCUUGGGGAAGAGGGGAAUGCAUUCAGACCCACGAGCGCUGUACAAAGGAAUAUGGCUAUAUAAAAAGCCAUGUGCUAAGAAUAAACUUCAUUUUAAAAAAACAUUAAACAUCUAAGAGACAGAUUUGUAUGUUUCAUGAGCUUUUCAUUAAAAACAACAACAACAACAACAACAAAAAACUAC
Messenger RNA from Nannospalax galili (Upper Galilee mountains blind mole rat), 1801 nucleotides. RefSeq names its product homeobox A4 (gene Hoxa4). The coding region runs from base 88 to 1041 and encodes 317 amino acids. Lineage: Eukaryota; Metazoa; Chordata; Mammalia; Rodentia; Spalacidae. The record is from RefSeq and is a predicted model, not a curated record. Gene Ontology annotation, cellular component: nucleus. Gene Ontology annotation, molecular function: RNA polymerase II cis-regulatory region sequence-specific DNA binding; DNA-binding transcription factor activity, RNA polymerase II-specific. Gene Ontology annotation, biological process: embryonic skeletal system morphogenesis; anterior/posterior pattern specification; regulation of transcription by RNA polymerase II. The transcript has 2 exons.